Messenger RNA from Tricharina praecox, 1779 nucleotides. RefSeq names its product cytochrome P450. Lineage: Eukaryota; Fungi; Ascomycota; Pezizomycetes; Pezizales; Pyronemataceae. The record is from RefSeq and is a predicted model, not a curated record. Gene Ontology annotation, molecular function: heme binding; iron ion binding; monooxygenase activity. The coding region runs from base 98 to 1633 and encodes 511 amino acids. The transcript is spliced from 7 exons.
CUUCUAUAUAAGCUGUAUCCUCCUCCACCGGUAAAUUCUCACAUCUGGAUAAGCAGCCAGCUCUUCCCCCAAACACUUUCUCAACUACCUGUGCAACAUGGAGUCGAAGACAGCGUUCAAACCGAAACUGCGAGUACGAGUGCGGCCUUCAACGUCGGUUUCAGUGCUGUGGGGAAUCGUCGCUGCGACUGCCGUGUGGCUGCUUCUCCGUCAGUAUCGCGCAUUGCAGAGAUCCCGCCCCAAGCGGGAAGUCAUCACAUCCAUCCGCGAGAAAUGGCAGCACAUGUUGGGAUUGCCAACGGUGAUAACCGGCGCUUACACCAAAUUCAACCAAGCCACUUUCCAUUACACAACUUUCCGCGGCCGGAAGCAAGUGGUAGUCUGCAGCUCCGAGUUGAUUGCGGAACUCAAGAGCGCACCCAUGGAGGCGAUGAGCUUCACUGCCUGGACCCAGGAGCUCCUGCAGUGUGAUAUCAUCUUUCCGUUGUGGAGCGGUGGGGUUAGGACGGCAACUCUGCCGCCGUUUGUGAGCAGGGUCACGUUUAGGUGGUAUAAGGGUGCUAUCACGAAGGAUUUGCCGAAGAAUUUCCCGUUCAUUAGGGAAUCCGUAGGUAGGCAGUUGACAUAUGAGCUGGUGAGGAGGGACGGGCCGGUGCAUGACGUUGCGAGGAAUGGGAUUGUUGGGGUUAUUGCCAGAUUCCUAGUGGGAGAGAAGCUCUCCCGCGACCCCGAGUUUCUCAAGAUGCUGCUAGAAGUCUCCCAGCAGAUCGCAUAUGCAGGCCCCAUCUCCUCGAUGUUCCCACAGUUCCUGAAGUCUACAGCAGUCAAGUACUUAACCCGCCUCGACAAGACGACCUCUUUCGUCAGCCAGAAGCUACAUGCCCGAGCAGACGCGGAGGCAGGGCAACCUCACGAAGAUUUUGAUUUUUUCUCGUUCGGUCUCACCGCGUUGGAGCGGAACCAUGAGGAGUCUUGGACUGUCGACCGACUCAUCACUGAGACGUUCGUCAACAUUUUUGCGGCAUUUCAUACUACCUCCAUGGCGUUUGCGGUAUUCUUGAUUGAAAUUGCGACCCGCCCGGACUGCCAAAAGAUUCUGCGGGAGGAGGCGCAGGCCAUCAUCGCCAAGAAGGGCUGGACAAUGGAGGCUAUUGACAGCAUGUGGAUUCUCGACAGCUUUAUGCGGGAGACGAGACGGACACGACCGCACAGCGAUGUUCUCUUGAACAGAUUAGUCAUGAGGCCAACCACUCUUUCGGACGGCACCUACCUCGCGCCGGGAACACACAUCGGCGCUGCAUACGCGCCCCGGGAAUCCGACCCGCGCUACUAUGCCAGUCCCGCUACCUUCGAUCCGCUCCGCUUCUACACGCCCCGCAUCAAUUCACCGGACCCUUCACACGCCCGCUUCACCUCCACCGACGUCGAAUCGAACGAACACCUCGGUUUCGGCGGCGGAAAAAAUCCCUGCCCGGGACGGUUCUUUGCGAUGGCAACCAUCAAGACGGCGCUGGUGCAGCUGCUGCUGGAGUACGAGCUGACGCCGGGAAGUGAUAAGAUGGAAUACGUGUGUAGGUUUGAGGAGCAUCAGUUGCCGAGUUAUAAGGAUCGCGUGAGAUUUAGGAGGUUGUAGGUGGAAAUGAAUCUACCCGGGCCGCGCUUAGAUCAUGUCUCGGAAUAUCGGCAACAUACAUAGUAGUUUCGGCAUGGAGAUAGUUCGCUGGUUAGUACUCCGUAACUAGAAUGUAGCCGUAGGUUCCUUCUACCCGUGAUUUUUUC